This is a messenger RNA of Thyridium curvatum, 2097 nucleotides long. RefSeq lists its product as uncharacterized. Gene Ontology annotation, biological process: DNA-templated transcription; regulation of DNA-templated transcription. The transcript has 5 exons. NCBI's taxonomy places the organism in Eukaryota, Fungi, Ascomycota, Sordariomycetes, Thyridiales, Thyridiaceae. Gene Ontology annotation, molecular function: zinc ion binding; DNA binding; DNA-binding transcription factor activity, RNA polymerase II-specific. The record is from RefSeq and is a predicted model, not a curated record. Bases 1 to 2097 code for a protein of 698 amino acids.
AUGUCCUCUGCUGGCGACGCAAGGAGAUUCAAGAAGAGCGCGUUCUCGUGCGACACAUGCCGAAAGAGAAAGGUUAAAUGUGGCGGCGAACAGCCUGUCUGCAAACGCUGCGUUGGCCGAGACGAGCCUUGCGUCUACAAGCUCAACCCUACCCUCUCGUACACGGAGCGCCUCGAAGGUCGGGUCAAAGCCCUUGAGGCUGAGGUUCAGGCUCUGAGAGUUCAACGGCAGUCAUCACCAGUUCCAUCACCAUCCACGGCUAUCGAGCAGUCCACGUCGCAUCUCAGGCAUGUGUUCGAGGGCCUCAAGCUGGAUGAAAAGGGGAGAAUCACCUACCAUGGCCCGACAAGUCUGUUCCAUCCUAUCGCGGGACACCAAGAGUCAACUGAGCCAGCCGACGUGGCGCUGGUUCGAGAAGGAGCAUUGCCAAAUUUUGAAGGCGACACGCGAGCACGGCUUGUGACCAAUGCCUGGUACCAACGGGCGCGGGAGACCGAAUCCGACAUACCGGCGUUGUUCCAGCAUCUGCUCGACACCCACUGGUGCUGGGUCCAGCCGCUGUUCAACUUCAUCUACCGUCCCGCCUUUACACGAGACAUAGAGUCGCUUGGGCCUUACUACUCACAUACCCUCAUGAACGCCAUUUUCAUGCACUCGGUGCGGUGGGUCAAGAACGAUCCUGAGGUGAUGUCGAAGCUUGAACCUUACGAGAAAGGAGGCAUCUUUGGUCGGCAUGUGCGCACUUUGGUGUUUGAUGAGAUCAGCCGAGGCGACUUCUCCAUUCCUACGGUGCAAACUAUGCUCUUGUUGAGCGCCCACGAAUGCAGCAGCGGAAACGCGGCUCAAGCAUGGGUUUACAGCGGUAUUGCCUUCCGCCUCAUUGAUCAGCUCGGAAUUUGCAUUGACGGGCAGCGCUACGCCGGGUCAGCACAUCUUUCGGAUGAAGACAUUGAGAUCAGGAAUCGUCUCUUCUGGAGCUGCUAUUUCUGGGACAAGAUGCUCAGCCUUUACCUCGGCAGGUCGCCCUCCCUGAAGUCUUCUGCGGUCUCCCCCCCUCAAAUGCUUAACGAUGACUCUGCGGAACACGAUCUUUGGCUUCCACAUGGAGUCACUCUACCUACCGGGAUUGAGUACCCGCCUACACCCGCCCGCUCGACGUCUUGCUUUAUGAAGAUGUGUGAACUCUCGGUCAUCCUCAACGAAAUCCUCAUCCACAUGUACGACCCACUGCAACAAAACACUGAAGCUGAGAUCCAAGCCUGCAUGUCACAAGAGGAGGUUGCUUUGGACAAAUGGUGGCGAGAGCUGCCCGAAACACUUCGACUCGACCCAGACGCAUUGCCCAGCCUGGCACCGCCGUCACACAUUGUGACACUCAACUGCCUCUACCACACUUUUCGAGUCCUCCUUUACCGCCCACUCCUAACCCAGCGAAUGGUCCAGGCUACUGGCGAGAUGGACCACUUGGGCAAAUGCGUCGUCUCGGCCAGCACAACUCUCAGCAUAUUCGACCUGUUUAGCCGAACAUUCGGCUACCGCUACUGCACCAUGUCCAUGUCGUACUGCGUAUACAUCGCUGCAUCUAUCUUCCUCCUUCAACUCCAGGCCGCUCCGCAGAGCAUGGCCGACUUCUCCCGUCUUGAGUACUGCCUUCACGCCCUCAAGAGGCUAGCAGACACAAACAAAGGUCGGGUGCUUCUUUCCAAUCAGUGGCUGACAAGUUUACUGACCCCAAGCCCUCUUGCAGUAAUGAGCACGGCACUUGACACCAUCGUACAAGCUUUGAACACAAUGGACAUUCAUAUUGAAGACGAUGUUUCGCAAGCCAGCAAAUUGACCGAGCUUCAGCCUAAUACACAGUCCAUGACCACAGCGUAUGGCACAGAGCAUUCAACAGCGCAAGCGGACGUCAGGAUACUCCGCGAGGAUGCACCGCAAGCUUUGUCCAGCACGGAAGAGAGGUCCAGAUUGCUCUCCUUCGAGCCGCUGAGUGUCAGUCUCGGAGGGAUAGAACAGAUCGCAGGGUGCACCAGAGGGCACGAUAGUGGCAAUCAAGAGACGAUCGAUCCAAGUCUCCUCAGCACAGGGCUACUGUAG